Paramecium octaurelia is the source of this 409-nucleotide messenger RNA. The record is from the annotation of a GenBank genome assembly. NCBI's taxonomy places the organism in Eukaryota, Ciliophora, Oligohymenophorea, Peniculida, Parameciidae.
AUGUCUAGAAAAAGAAUAGAAGCUCCUCCUUUAACUGAGAGAUCUUAGUAUCGUAGAAUAAGCUAAAAAAGUGUGGAUGAAUUAAAUCAAGUGAGAUAUCAUAAAUGAAAAUUAGACUCUACAUGCUAGGAUUAACAGCAUGGUUGGACUUGAUGAAUAAUUAACUAGCAAAAUUCGAUAGCUUCAAUCAGCCUCUCUUACACCUAAGGACUUGUCAUCGAUUAGUUUGUCAUUAUAAGACAUGGUUAGCACUUUGUAAAAGGUCUCAUAUAAUGAGAUAAUGUACAACUAAUUGGUAAGGGAAAAUGAGAAGUUGAAAAACGACCAAUCCUAUUUGAAGGCUCAAUUGUUUAAAUUUAAUUCGCUUAUACAAAAAAUGCAAAAAGANUAUUCAUAUAUUCAUUUUUGA